CAUAAACUUUGAUGCACAUUUUUGAGUAGAUCCAGUUUAACUACAAAGUGGCUCUAUCUGCAUCAGCUUCCCCAUCUGUAAAAGCCUGAAGAAAACAAGAAUGAGAAAUGCGUCCUGAUAUUGGUGACUUUUUUAUAAUUAAUUGUGACUUUUAAUACUCUCUGUUCACCAUCAGCCGAACACCAUUUUGUGUGAAGUGUCUCGUCAGGCAGGACAUUUGAAGUUCAUUAUUUAGGUCUUAUAGAAAUCCAGAAAACAGUCCUAAGUGGGAGAUGUAGAGCUAGAAAUACCAAGGAGUCAUCAGUGUAAAAUGUCUCUGUGACCGAUAGCGAGUGAUGUUGCCCUGUUUAUGUGGGAUGCUCAUUACUGAGUCUGAUAAGCGUUUGACCGUCCCCGAGAAGUUCCACCUCCGGCAGCUGGAGAGAAGACGGCUGUCCAGCUUCCCUCCCCUCCCCCACCGUUCACCUUCUCACUACGGCUCUGCUCCAUCACAGGUCACCUUCCCUUUGACUCCAUCACACGCCCCAGCCUUAACUGAUCCAGUCCUAGCCGCACGAAGACUCGGGGAAGUGAAUUUUUAGACAAGCGGCAAGAUGGGCCUUUCCUUUCCAGCAGGAGGAAAUAGGGGAAUGAGAGAUUAUUGCUUGGCUUCCACAGGAAAUUCCUGGUACAUGCUGUUGCAGGAGAGGAGCUCUUUCAGUCCUUCCGCGAACCUGCUGCCAAACUCCACUUCCUCCCCCGUCCAUGCUCCCGCCGCGAGGCCAGCCAGCCGAAUGGAGGACGAGCCUGCCAGGCUGCCUGCGCACCUGCGCCUGCAGCCAGUGUUUUGGAGCAGGGAAGACGUGGCUCAGUGGCUGCGGUGGGCCGAGAAAGAGUUUGCGCUGCGGCCCAUCACCAGCGGCACCUUCCAGAUGAAUGGCAAGGCCCUGCUUCUCCUCACCAAGGAGGACUUCCGCUACAGAUCCCCUCACUCUGGGGAUGUCCUGUAUGAGCUGCUGCAGCACAUACUGAAGCAACGGAAGUCCAGUGUGUUUUGCCCGUCUGCUUACUUUCCUGGGAACUCUUUCCAUUCGCUGCCUGAAAGCGCUGUGCAGCAUCUGAAGCUCGAAGAGACGGUACGGCGGGCGCCACGCGGUACAGAACCCCUCCCCCAGAACCCGCCCACCAUCGAGCUGAGGCACCGCCGCUCACGCUCACGCUCCCCCCUCAACCCGGCCCCGAGGCGGUCGCCCCAGGAGCCCAACCGGCCCCGCUCGGCCAGCGAGGACCCCCUACAGAGCUUCUCCCAGCUGCCUGACAGUAACCACCACCUGGCCGAGGAGAUGUACCCGCUGUCCGUGUCUCCGCCGGCCCCCAACGGGCCCUGCGCCGCGCCCAGGGAGGCCCCCAGCCCAGGGCUCCAGGAGGCGGGGCCGCCCCGCGUCAUCCAGCUCAUGCCCAGCACCAUCCUGAACCCUCUGCUGCUCAGCCCCGGCAGAGGCGGGGGGGCCGGCCUGGACUUCAGGCACAGCCGCGCCGGGCCCCCCUCCCAGGUGGUGUUGGAGAACGGGCGUGAGAGCAAGGUGCCUGUGCACCACCACCACCACCACCACCAGCAGCAGCAGCAGCAGCAGUUGGCCCAGCAGCAGCUGUUGCAGCAACAGGAGGAGGCGCUCUACAGGAACCACGUCAUCAUGCCCGUGUCUCCUCCAGAGGAGCAGCAGAUGCCCAUUGGCCGGAUAGCAGAUUGCAGGCUGCUGUGGGACUACGUGUACCAGCUCCUGUCAGACAGCAGGUACGAGAACUACAUCCGCUGGGAGGACCCCGACAGUAAAGUCUUCCGCAUCAUGGACCCCAACGGUCUGGCCAGGCUCUGGGGGAACCACAAGAACAGAACCAACAUGACGUACGAGAAGAUGUCGCGAGCACUGAGACACUACUACAAGCUGAACAUCAUCAGGAAAGAGCCCGGACAAAGACUCCUGUUCAGGUUCAUGAAGACCCCCGAUGAGAUUAUGAACGGCCAGACGGAGCGGCUGGAGCACCUGGACUCAGACACAGAUGAACAAAUCUACAUCAAAGAGGAAUGCUGAACGGCUCCGGGGUGGGGUGAGGGGGGGAUGGAGGUUAGGGGUUUAUGGGGGAGGGAGGAUUCCAUGGACUACUUUACUACAGCCUCAGCCACAAAUGCCUUUCAGAAGCAGCUUAAUAAACGGCAGGAGUUUGGCUCCCAUCGGUCCCAGAGGGAGAGGAAGUGAGAUGUGAAACGCCUCAGGAUGAGCUUGUGACUUCCUGUUGGAAGGAGCGUUGUGAUUGGUCGGAGGGACGCUGCUGAGAGGACUCUUUAUGUUUCUGUGCUGCAAAAAGCCAAUCACUUGUGCUUCUAUGAUUCUUUGUUUUGGUUUGUCUCUCCACAUGCAUUAGAUCUUGGAAAUUUGCUACUUGUAAAAAGAAAAGUGUGUGUGUGUGUGUGUGUGUGUGAGUAUGUAAGACAGGACUGUUUUCAUUAUGGAUUAAACGUUUUUGAUCAAACUGAA
Poecilia latipinna (sailfin molly) is the source of this 2516-nucleotide messenger RNA. RefSeq names its product ETS variant transcription factor 6 (gene etv6). Gene Ontology annotation, biological process: cell differentiation; regulation of transcription by RNA polymerase II. The transcript is spliced from 8 exons. Bases 594 to 2072 code for a protein of 492 amino acids. Gene Ontology annotation, cellular component: nucleus. The record is from RefSeq and is a predicted model, not a curated record. Gene Ontology annotation, molecular function: DNA-binding transcription factor activity, RNA polymerase II-specific; sequence-specific DNA binding. NCBI's taxonomy places the organism in Eukaryota, Metazoa, Chordata, Actinopteri, Cyprinodontiformes, Poeciliidae.